GUGUCUCCGCCCACAACCACGGGAGUGCGCCCCCCCGCCGACGGCGCAGCGCGCGCCACGUCUGCCCCUGCAAAUCCCCAACCGAGGGAAGCAACUGGGUAUUUCCAUCGCGCAAGGCCGCAGCAUAGAAAACGCCCAAUUCAGAUUGCAUGGCCGCCACAGGCUGGUCGGAGCUCCCCUCGGAGCUCCUCACCGACAUCGCCGGCUGGAUCACCGAGCUCGCCGACAUCGCGCGCUUCCGCUCCGUCUGCUCCUCCUGGCGGACGGCGGCGGUAGACGCCGCUGCCGCGCCCCCGCCGCAGCCGCCGUGGCUCCUCCUCCCGUCCUCCCCGUCCCGGCUCUUCUUCUGCCCCCGGGAGGACCGCAUCUACCCGGACCUCCGGCUGCCUCCCCCCGCAGCGGAGGCCCACCGCCGCCGCCGCCGCCUCUACGCGUCCCCGCAUGGGUGGGCCCUCGCCAUCGACCCCACCGAUCUGGCAGCCUCCCUCGUCCAUCCCUUCACCGGCGGGACCCGCCCCCUCCCGCCGCUCCCCGCUUUCUUCGCGGAGACCGACGACCUGGUCUGGGACUGGUCCCCGCACGGCGUCAUGGCAUCAUGCGGUGAGGGCCUCCUCUUCUGCGCCUCCGACCCGCAUGCCGCAUCCUGGGCCCCGAUCCCCGCCCUGGCCGACUGCAAUGCGAGCAGCAUCAACUACGCCGACGGCGAGUUCUUCGUCUUCGAAGAGGACGUCUGCCGCACCACCAUCGUCGACGCCGUCACCCUCGCCGUCGCCGCCGUCAUCCCGGCGCCCGCCGUCGAGCUCACCUCCGAGGCGCGUCUCGCGGUGGCCGGCGACGAGCUCUUCCUCCUCGUCAAGUCCAAGUGGAUGUACCUCUUCGGCAACGACGUGGACUUCUCCAAGGCCUUCCACGUCAAUCAUCGCAGCGUCGAUCCGGCCUGGCAGGAGCUCACAGACAUCGGCGACCGCGCGCUGUUUGUGGAUUCCCUCCACGGGUUCGCGGUGCAGACCGCGGGUUUUGGCAAUCUUGAGAGCAACACCAUCUACUCGGUGAGCAGCAAGGCGGUGGAUUACAGGCGUCCCACCACGGUAAAGUAUAGCGUGUCGGCGUUUAGCCUGGAAAGCCGUAGCUCCAAGAAACUUGCGUGCCGGCUGAACGGCCGGGAGAUGGCGAUGCGUGGUGUGGCGCCAUCGUGGAUCAUACCGAGCUUGAAUGAAGGUUGAGGAGUCUGCUGGACAAUUGUGUUGAUAUCUGGCUCUAGAUUGAUAAGAUAGAUGGGUGGUGCAUUGAGGACAUUUGGGUGAUCUAAUCUAGGAGGGCAUGUGUGGUCAGGUUGUGUUGGAUUUCUGGCGAAGCUUUGCGAUUGCUUAUUCAGCAAUGACUGGGCCAUCCUGAGGAGGAAAAUGUUCUGAAAAUGAUGUGCCAGUUCUACGGGGUUAGGAGAUGGACAAGGAUGGGAUAAAGAAAAGGAUGAUGAUAGAGGAUGAUGCAUGGGCGGCAGGGAAUGGAGUGAUAGUUGAUAGGAUUGCUUGUGUGCGAUAAUGAAGCACCGAAUUCUGCCAUUCGUACUAGAAUUCUUCACUUCCUCUAGAACGAAAGAGAAUCACCAAUGAUAAUUGAGUCUGACUCGAUGAUGAUGGCAGCAGCUGGAGGACAUGGACAUGUUGAGCUAACCCUGCUGGAACUAGAGACGUUCAUGUAUUUUAUUGCAUAUGUGGUUGCUUCUGGUAUAAAAUGAGGAUGGUUUUACUUCGA
Molecule: messenger RNA, 1755 nt
Organism: Phragmites australis (common reed)
Lineage: Eukaryota; Viridiplantae; Streptophyta; Magnoliopsida; Poales; Poaceae
Exons: 2
Coding region: 150-1223 (357 amino acids)
Molecular function (GO): protein binding
Source: RefSeq, a predicted model, not a curated record